UGUUUGGGUCCCGGCUCCGCCCCCUGCACCGCCCCUCCCGCCGAGAGCGAGCGGAGUGCGCCCGCGAACCACCCCGGCCCAGAUUCGUCUGUUCAGGCUGUCUCGGGUGGGUCACUUUUGGUGAACCUCACUUUCCGGAGACACAACCCCUUUCAUCUGUGUUGCACCACUUUGGCGUGUAGACGUUGGAAAGCACAGCCUUACGAUUCCCUCUGUGGGAAGGCAGUGGCCCUGCUCUCUGUAAAAAGAUGUCCUAUGGAUCCAUCGCUGGCAGUGGCGGCCUGGGGAGCCACGGCCCUUUCGGGGGACCCUCCAGACAAGGCUAUCAGCCCCUAGAGUGCGCUAAAUGUUGGACCGAGUAUGGAAUACGCCAUUUCCCCUGCCCGUCGCCAGAGAGCAGCCCGCAGGACCCCUGUGUGGGCAAGGACGGGGAAGGUGAUCUGGGGUCGGCGGGCACGCCCAGAGGCCCGAGGGCCAGGAAGCGAGGGCCAGGGGUCGCCCCCGAAGGCAGCGGGACACCAGAGCCCGGCUCACCGCCUGCCGCGAGCCCGAGGAAGGACUCUGCCGGCGGGGCCCACGGCCGGCUGGCGGGGCCCGGCGCCACGCGGGCCAAGAAGAGGAAACCCAACUUCUGCCCGCAGGAGACAGAGGUCCUGGUGUCCAAGGUCAGCAAGCACCACCAGCUGCUGUUCGGCACGGGGCUGCUGAAGGCCGAGCCCACCCGCAGGUACCACGUGUGGAGCCGCAUCCUGCAGGCCGUGAACGCCCUGGGCUACUGCCGCCGGGACGUCGUGGACCUCAAGCACAAGUGGAGGGACCUGCGCGCUGUCGUGCGGCGCAAGCUGGGCGACCUCCGCCACGUGGCCCGCGGCCCCGGCCGGCUCCAGGCCUCGGCCCUCACGCCUGUGGAGCAGGUGGUGGCCGAGACCUUCUCCUGCCAGGCCCCCGCCCCGGAGGGCCUCGGCCUGGAGCCGCUCAGAGCCACCCAGGUGGACCCAGGUGACCUCCAGGAGCUGUUCCAGCAGACAUCGGCCAGCGUCUUCCGGAUCAACUCCAACGUGACCUCCUUGGAGCAGAGCCUCCGGUCCCUGGGGACACCGAGUGACACGCAGGAGCUGAGGGAGAGCCUGCACGCGGCGCAGCAGGGGACCAACAAGACCGUCGCGGCCAGCGCCAGCGCCUUGAAGCAGAUGGCGGAGCUCCUGCGGGGCUGCUCCCGGCAGGAGCAUCUCCAGCUGGACCGCCUCAGAACUCAGCUGUCGGAUGCCAUUCAGCGCUACGGCGCAGUGCAGAAGAAAAUUGCAGAAAAGUCCAGAGCCCUGCUUCCCGCCGCACAGAGGGGUGGCACGCAGCAGGGUGGAGACAGCCCCCCGCAGGCACCCCAGCUCCCCCGCUCAGGACCUGACACUCGCCUCACUUGUACUCAGAGUAUCCCGUCAGAGAGCAGAUGGUUAACGGAAGGGAAAAGCCGCCAUUUUACCGGAUCCCCAAAUUUGCAGAGUCCCCGGGCCCCUUUUGCUGAGCUGCCCGACGAUGAGAAGAUCUUUAACGGGGGUGACGGCAUGUGGCAGGGCCAGGAGCAGGCGCUGCUUCCCGAGAUCACCGAGGAGGACGAGGAGGCCAUCCGGCUGCGCGAGGAGGCCAUCCUGCAGAUUGAGAGUGACUUGUUGGAUGUAAAUCAGAUUAUCAAGGACUUGGCCUCCAUGGUGUCAGAGCAAGGAGAUGCCAUUGGGUCCAGCAGCGGCAGGGCCACGUGCCGGCAGAGCUCCAGCCCCGAGCCAGCCGUGGCGCCCCUGCGGCCGGGCCCUCACUCCCGCACCAAGACGCGCAAGCCCAACUUCAGCCCCCAGGAGACGGAGGUGCUGGUGCAGAGGGUGGCCCGCCACUACCCGCUGCUGUUCGGGGCGCUGCGGGGCACACCCUCCCGGAAGCACCGAGUGUGGAGCAAGAUCCUGCAGGCCGUGAACGCUCUGGGCUACUGCCGGAGGGACCUGGGCGACCUCAAGCACAAGUGGAGGGACCUGCGAGGGGCCGUGCGCAAGAAGCUGGCCGAGCGCCCGCGGGCCCCCGGCCUCGUCCUCACCCCUGUCGAGCGCAUGGUGGCCGAGACCUUCUCGGCCCCAGCCCCCCUAGGCGAGGGCCAGGCUGCCGAGCCCCUGCCAACGGACGAGGAAGACGAGGCCCCCAGCUGCCUGUGGCUACCCUUGCGGACCCUGGAUGGGCCAAGCCUGCCCGAACCUGACCCCCUGGACCUACGAGGAACUGUCCCUGCACCUGCCUCCUCGCCCUCCCCGCCAGCCUCCCCGGCCUCGGUGCCCCCUGCAGCUGCAUUCCCAGGGGCCCUUGGACCCUCCCCGCCCUCCACUGUGCCACCCCCGCCCCCCGGGAGGCCCGCAGCGGAGGCCUCCGAGUUUGAGCAGCGACUGCUGGACUCCCAUCGGCGACAGGGCGCCCUGCUCUCCCACUGGUCUCAGCAGCAGAGUGCACUGAUGGCCCAGCAGAACCUGCUGCUCCAGAGGCUGGCCGAGCAGAGCCAGCGGCUGGCCGACGGCGUCGAGGCCCUCAACCGGACCCUCGAGAGGCUGGUGGAGGCCUGCCCGGCCCGGGGAGCCUCGCCCACAGUCCUGGACGGCACCCCUGCUGGGGGAGUGGCCUCUGGGCCCACCAGAGGCCCCCAGGGCAGCCCCCAGGGCCCCCACCCGGGCCUGGAGGUCUUCUCAGGGAUGAUCCUGAAGGUGGAAGAGGAGGUCUAGGGUCUGGUCCCUGGAGGGCUGCACGAGGAGCGGGGACCCCAGCCCUUCUGAGAGGCAGGUUGGGGGACAGCAGGGCGGAGUUGGGGCCUCGAUGGAGCCGGCAAGGACACAGGACACACUCGUGCAGGGAAAGGCUCUGGGGCCGGUCGGUGGUCCUGGACAGAAGUCUACUCAGGGACGUUGUGGCUGGAAGACGCGGAGGGGCGCUGGCGGGGCCCGGCCUCCGCUCCGUCCCGCGCUCUCACCUGCUGUGCCGAGUGCCUUGGAGGGCAGAGCCAGCACCCCCUGCGGCCACAGGGGGUAUAGAGGGUUCGGUGUCCCCAGACCUGGAGGGGUGGCUCAGCGGGGUGUCAGGAAGGUCCCCAGAGGGUGACCUGGAGGGCCCACCGGAAGCCUCCUCCUCCUGGACGUGGGGACACUGUGGGCUGGGCUCCUGUGGUUUUCUGGGUUCUGCCCAGGACGCCCCCGUCUUGCAGCCUGUGGUCAUUUCUGCCCGGUGUUAGAUCUGUGGUCUGACAGACACACGUGUGCAUUUAUGUCACCUGGUACUGUAUGGGGCGGGAUACCAUUUUGUACCUACUGAUGUUUCUUGCAAAAAGAAUUAUUUUUCCUACAUGAGCAUAAAAUAACAACGGAGAAGGCCCUGCCGGUGGUGAUGCUCCCGAGUAAAUGAGACGGAGCCCGGUCCUGUUCCUCGCACGGGCUGUGCCUUUGUGUUUGGCCCCGGCAGGGAGCCCUGAGCGCUUGCUGGGUUUUCAGAUCUGCUCUCUCUGUUACCUCCUGUGCCCCUGGGAGAGGGGGGGA
Molecule: messenger RNA, 3557 nt
Organism: Prionailurus viverrinus (fishing cat)
Lineage: Eukaryota; Metazoa; Chordata; Mammalia; Carnivora; Felidae
Gene: TSNARE1
Product: t-SNARE domain containing 1
Exons: 15
Coding region: 249-2753 (834 amino acids)
Biological process (GO): vesicle-mediated transport
Cellular component (GO): membrane; nucleus
Source: RefSeq, a predicted model, not a curated record